Neltuma alba is the source of this 1447-nucleotide messenger RNA. RefSeq names its product tubulin beta-2 chain-like. The transcript has 3 exons. NCBI's taxonomy places the organism in Eukaryota, Viridiplantae, Streptophyta, Magnoliopsida, Fabales, Fabaceae. The record is from RefSeq and is a predicted model, not a curated record. Gene Ontology annotation, biological process: microtubule-based process. Gene Ontology annotation, molecular function: GTP binding; GTPase activity; structural constituent of cytoskeleton. Gene Ontology annotation, cellular component: microtubule. Bases 1 to 1335 code for a protein of 444 amino acids.
AUGCGUGAAAUCCUCCACAUUCAAGGCGGCCAAUGUGGCAACCAGAUCGGAGCCAAGUUCUGGGAGGUUGUCUGUGCCGAGCACGGCAUCGACCCCACCGGAACCUACAACGGCGAUUCCGAUCUUCAGCUCGAGAGGAUCAACGUCUACUAUAAUGAAGCCAGUUGUGGAAGGUUCGUGCCCCGGGCUGUGCUCAUGGACCUCGAACCCGGAACCAUGGACAGCGUCAGAAGCGGACCUUACGGUCAGAUUUUCAGACCUGACAACUUCGUUUUCGGUCAAUCCGGGGCCGGAAACAACUGGGCUAAGGGCCAUUACACCGAGGGUGCCGAACUCAUCGACUCCGUUCUCGACGUUGUGAGAAAGGAAGCAGAGAACUGCGAUUGCUUGCAGGGUUUUCAAGUGUGUCAUUCUCUGGGUGGAGGAACAGGGUCGGGAAUGGGUACCCUGUUGAUUUCAAAGGUGAGAGAGGAAUACCCAGAUAGAAUGAUGCUUACUUUCUCUGUCUUUCCUUCCCCGAAAGUCUCCGACACCGUCGUGGAGCCAUACAACGCGACUUUGUCUGUUCACCAGCUCGUUGAGAACGCCGACGAAUGCAUGGUGCUGGACAACGAAGCUCUUUAUGACAUUUGCUUCCGCACCCUCAAGCUCACCACGCCAAGCUUUGGUGAUCUGAACCAUUUGAUAUCGGCCACCAUGUCUGGAGUGACAUGCUGCUUGAGGUUCCCCGGUCAGCUAAACUCCGAUCUUAGAAAGCUGGCUGUGAAUCUCAUCCCCUUCCCUCGGCUUCACUUUUUCAUGGUGGGAUUCGCUCCUCUGACCUCUCGUAAUUCUCAGCAGUACAAAGCUUUAAGCGUACCAGAGCUCACACAGCAGAUGUGGGAUGCGAAGAACAUGAUGUGUGCGGCUGAUCCAAGACAUGGACGAUACCUCACAGCUUCAGCAGUGUUCAGGGGGAAGAUGAGCACGAAGGAGGUUGAUGAACAGAUGAUCAAUGUGCAGAACAAGAACUCUUCAUAUUUCGUGGAAUGGAUUCCGAACAAUGUGAAAUCAACUGUGUGUGAUAUUCCUCCGACGGGAUUGAAAAUGGCCUCCACGUUCAUCGGAAACUCCACAUCGAUUCAAGAGAUGUUCCGUCGGGUGAGCGAGCAGUUCACGGCCAUGUUCAGGAGGAAGGCUUUCUUGCAUUGGUACACAGGGGAAGGUAUGGACGAGAUGGAGUUCACGGAAGCCGAAAGCAACAUGAACGAUCUGGUUUCAGAGUAUCAACAGUACCAAGAUGCUACUGCUGAAGAAGAUGAUUAUGGAGACGAAGAAGAACACAAUGACAUGUGAAUAUGACAAGGAUGGAUUACUCAUUCAUUCGUAUGAGCUCUAAGCGCAGGAAUUGAAUUUAUUUCAUCAAAAUUUGAAUUCUUUUGAUUAAUAUAUAUUUCAAAUGUUGAUG